CAAAAACUUAUUUUCUUCUUUGCAUAUAAGUUUUUUUUUCUCUGUUGUUUACCCCCUUUGAUCCAUGUUUGGUUACCCAGAAAAUCAAAUAGCAAAAAAGAAAUUUUGUUUGUGAAAACAGAAUCAUGAUUUCCUUUGCGUGCUAAACAUUCACUGACCAAACUUCUUUUUUUGUUUUAAGACUUCUCUGCAAUCUCUAGUGAUUAUGAAGCAAAAGAAUCUGACAAUAGAUUGAAGUUUGUGGAUGUGAAGGACUCUUAUGGAUCUAUUGGUCCAGCUUAUUUCUUGAUAUUUGAAUGAUGAGAUUCAAGAAAGGAACUAAAGUGGAAGUGUUGAUCAAAUCAUCACUUCCAUCUGGUGCUUGGCGAUCUGCUGAGAUAAUGUCCGGUAAUGGGCAUUAUUACACUGUCAUGUAUGAUACUGAUGACGCUACAGAGAGGGUACCGAGGAAGAAUAUGAGACCUGAGCCUCCUCCUUCUCUACAAGUCCUACAUUCUUGGGCUCCUGGUGACGUUCUUGAGGUUUUUGAAAGUUGUUCUUGGAAGAUGGCUAUAGUUUCCAAGGUUUUGGAGAAUGAUUGCUUCAUGGUUAGAUUGCUUGGCUCCUCACUGAAGGUCAAGGCAAACAAAUCUGACAUUCGGGUCAGACAAUCUUGGCAAGAUAAUGAGUGGAUCAUGGUCGGGCAGGGUUCAUCGAGAUUAAGUGCUCAGACUUCAACAGAAAAUUUAAGGAGAAAGGUAAAUUUGAAGAGCAAAGACAAACUCAAUGCAUCUGAUGCACUUUCGAGAAAAGGUCCAAAGAAACGGACCUAUUCUUUGGUUACACCACACAAUCAAACUACACACGUCGAAGAAGAUGGAGAGAGUGUUGCUUCUUCUGUUGGUAGUUGUAGCGUGAACAUGGAUGGUUUAACUACUGUCUCUUUCACCCCCAUAGAAACUGGUAACUCUAGUGACACAGAGUCAUCUUCUUGCCGCUACAGAAACAUCAAGACCAAGAAGUCUGGCUUUACAGCAAAAGGCUCAGAAGCUGCUGAUGUUCAUAAGCUAGAGUUGGAUGAAUACCGAUGCAGUAUCGAGAGAUUGCACGCAUCUGGACCGAUUAUAACAUGGGAACAAGAAACGUGGAUCACAAACCUCCGUCUGAGACUGAACAUCUCGAAUGAGGAACAUCUGAUGCAGAUAAGAAACCUUAUCUCUGAUGAUAACAGUCAAACAUACAGAUAGCAGCAUCAUUUAACAACUACAAGCUGUGUUACAUAGAAUAAAAACUAAGGUUAAGGUUGUACAAAAUGUCACUCUAUUUUCAAACAAAGCUAUUUGGUUCCUUGUUCCUGAGCUUGUAAAUGUCAUGUCAUUUUGAACGAUUCCUGCAAGUAUAGUUUCUAGUUUCAACGAUGUAACUUAACAACGUGUGGUCACAAAUCGCUGCGACUGAUCGCACAACAGUAAAACAGCUGGCACUAGUCACACAACAGUGAAACAAACAACAAGCAAGCUGUGAACAGUCACAGCAGGCAACAUGCAAACAAAACAGUCACAUGACAUACAAACAAACUAGACCUCAACAGAUUCAAGUUAAGAGUCUACGGUGUUCAAGCGAAGAGAAAAGAUCCUUGAUUGUAUAAAUCUCUUUGGGUUCAAAAACAACUCACUCUAUUCCAAACCGGAACAAUAUCAAUACUUCCCCAAUAUCAGUUCUAAAACACUCGGUUCAUUCUAUAUGUAACAUCAACGCAACAUAGAACAAAACC
This is a messenger RNA of Brassica oleracea var. oleracea, 1753 nucleotides long. RefSeq lists its product as uncharacterized. The transcript has 4 exons. NCBI's taxonomy places the organism in Eukaryota, Viridiplantae, Streptophyta, Magnoliopsida, Brassicales, Brassicaceae. The record is from RefSeq and is a predicted model, not a curated record. The coding region runs from base 297 to 1226 and encodes 309 amino acids.